This is a messenger RNA of Rhodamnia argentea, 1871 nucleotides long. Its product is annotated as protein NDL1. The record is from RefSeq and is a predicted model, not a curated record. NCBI's taxonomy places the organism in Eukaryota, Viridiplantae, Streptophyta, Magnoliopsida, Myrtales, Myrtaceae. The transcript is spliced from 13 exons. Bases 667 to 1557 code for a protein of 296 amino acids.
UCUUCCACCAACCUCUCCUUCUCUGUCACACAGAAGAAAUAGAGAGAGAGAGAGAGAGAGAGAGAGAGAGAGGGAUCGUCAGGUCGAGUAUAAAACCCGAAGCAAGUCGAUGCAUUGAAGAAGAAGCAGCAGCUCGAGAGAGAGAGAGAGAGCGCGAGGGAAUUUCGGUUCUUGUGGGGGCUUUUGCAGGUGCAUGGAAGCCUCGGCCAUGCGCGAAUCUGAUGAUUCCGUCUUCGUCGACGUGGAGAAGAUCCCUCUCGGUGGGAAGGGUUUCUGUCGUAUUCUGUCGAGAAUGCUGAUGAUGGACUACGUCGAAUGAGGAUAAAAGAACUAGAUUUCACAGCAUUAGGAAUUCGACUAGGGAAUACAGGAUCAGAGGGAAUGGAAGUGGGGGAGAUUGAGCGGUGUUCGACAAAUGAUUUCUUAACGAGUCGCGAAAUUUUGCAUUUUGGGUUCGCGGCCUAGGGAAAUUGGGAACAUCUUAUACGCACUGGCCGUGGUCCUGUAUCUGUAAUUGUCUAUGGAGAGCAUGACAAGCCAGCCCUCAUAACUUAUCCGGAUAUAGCCCUGAACUUCAAGUACUUCCUCUUGUUGAGAUUUAAGGCAGUUAUGAACACAUCCAUUGGCAUUUUUUAGAUCUGUAAUAAAGGAAGGGAAAAGUUCAGCAUGUUCCAGGAUGUUUCUUGCUUCCAAGGAUUAUUCUUCUGCCCCGAAGCAUCUUCUUUGCUGCUCCACAACUUCUGUGUUUACCACAUAAGCCCACUUGGACAUGAGUUGGGAGCUGCAGCAAUAUGUCACGACAAUCCAGUGCUCUCUGUCGAUGAUUUAGCGGAUCAAAUACUUGAGAUUCUCAACUAUUUUGGGCUUGGCACAGUUAUGUGCAUGGGUGCAUUGGCUGGUGCUUACAUUCUCACUUUAUUUGCGAUGAAGUACAGGGAACGUGUUCUUGGUUUGAUACUUAUAUCUCCUUUUUCCGGACACCCCUCCUGGUCUGAAUGGUUUGGCAAUAAGGUGAUGUCACAUCUUCUUCAUUACUAUGGAAUGUGCAACUUGCUAAAGGACUACUUGCUGAAACGCUACUUCAGUAAGGAAGUUCGUGGCGAUGCACAUGUUCCUGAAUCUGACAUAGCUCAGGCUUGCAGAAGAUUGCUAAAUGAGAGGAAAAGUACAAAUGUUUUGAGAUAUCUUCAAGCCAUUAACAGGAGGCAUGAUCUUACCAAACGCCUGAAGAAACUGAGCUGCCGCACUCUUGUAUUUGUUGGAGACCAUUCUCCUUUCUACGAGGAGGCUCUUCACAUGACAUCUAAGAUUGAUAAAAGAUAUUGUGCUCUUGUUGAGGUCCAGGCCUGUGGAUCAAUGGUGACAGAAGAGCAGCCUUAUGCAAUGGUAGUUCCUAUGGAGAAUUUUCUCAAAGCAUAUGGGCUAUAUAGGCCAUCUCUGUUCAGUAGUAGCCCGAGAAGCCCGCUCAGCCCUUCUUGCUCCUACCCGGAACUUCUCUAUCCCGAAAAAAUGGGCUUGAAGCUCAAACCGAUAAGAACAAAACUUGCAUCAAAAUAGAAGCCAAGGUUGGUGGGUGGAGUCCAAGCAAAAACUUGAAGGCACUAUAGCGAAUCUGUUCAUCAAUCUUAUUUCUUGCUUAGUCAUUUGGUUAUGUAAGAAAGGUUAGAAGCUGCUAAAAGGGGGUUAGAUAGAUAGGAGAGGAAUUUUUGUGGGUACAUAGGGAGGAUUCUUUGUAUUCAUUCAUUCGUAGUGCACCAUAAUUGGAUCAUACCAGACCUAUCUGUAAAUGCACCAAGGGGCAAAAGUUCGAUCCUUGACAAGCAAAUAAACAUGGACAGGAACACAUAUCAUGCAGUUCUGCUUCUCAAAAA